AAUGAGAUACUCUUUCCUACCGUUUCGCUUGGCGGGUCAAUACUCUAGAUGGAAAGGCCGCAGAUGAAGUGUUCGAUGAAAUGUGUGGCUCAUUAGUCAUUAGAGUGCCUAAUUCGGUUUCUCAUCUGCAACAAAAUCUUAUCGAGGAUUCCAGAUUCCAAAUUUCAAUAGUUUUCUGAUAAAUGGAUUGCAAAUUGUCGAAUUUCUUUCUGAAUCCAAUUAUGCUACCAAUAGGAAAGAAAUUUCCAAAGAAGAGCAGAGCCACUUUGACGGCUCAUUCCAGUACUCGAGUCCACUAUAAAAAGCUAACGAAGAACCUCCGUUAUCCACAGCGCCAAAAGCUCCCUCCGGAUUUCGGGGUUAACCUGUUCUUGAAGAAGCCAAACCCCCAAACCGAUCAGUGUCAAUCGGAUUCCACUUGUAACAAUGACGAUAAAGAAGAAGAAGAUAGUGAAGAAGAAGACCAGAAAGAUGGUGGUAUUGUUUGGGAACCCGAUGAGAUUGAAGCGAUAUCGUCUCUAUUCAAGGGAAGGAUUCCUCAAAAACCCGGAAAAUUGAAAAGAGAAAGGCCUCUCCCACUCCCACUUCCUUACAAAAUACGACCUUUGGGGCUUCCUACGCCGAAGAGACAUGUUAAAACGGCUUCUCCAAUGGUGGCCUCUUCGCGGGCAUCCAUUUCCAAUCAAGUCUACAAGAACCCGAGAUUCCUCAUUAAUUUGGCUAGGGAGAUAAGAAACCUUAGUCCAGAUAGAGAUGUGUCUGUCCUUCUCAACAAGUGGGGCCGAUUCUUGCGCAAAGGGUCCUUAGUAAUGACGAUUCGAGAAUUGGGACAUAUGGGUAUUCCUGAGCGUGCUUUGCAGACAUUCUGUUGGGCUCAGAAACAACCUCUACUUUUUCCAGAUGAUCGGAUAUUGGCUUCGACCGUUGAGGUCCUGGCAAGCAAUCACGAAUUGAAGGUGCCGUAUGAUCUGAAAGGUUUCAUUAAUCUGUCAUGUCGAGCUGUGAUUGAGGCGAUGGUGAGGGGGUUCAUAAGAGGUGGAAGCUUAGAUCUUGCUUGGAAGCUUCUGUCCAUCGCCAGAAAUUGUAAAAGAAUGCUGGACCCAAGUAUUUAUGCAAAAAUGAUACUGGAGCUCGGGAAGAACCCAGACAACCACACACUUGUAGUGGGCUUACUGAAGGAGCUCGGGGAAAGGGAAGAUUUAAAUUUAAGACAGCAAGACUGUACAGCUCUCAUGAAAGUUUGUCUAAGGUUUAGGAAAUUUGAAAUUGCAGAGAGCUUAUUUAGUUGGUUUAAACAAUCUGGGCAUGAUCCUAGUGUGGUGAUGUAUACUACUCUGGUUCGUAGCCGUUAUUCUGAGAUGAAAUAUAGGGAGGCAUUGUCUGUAGUUUGGGAAAUGGAGGCUUCAAAUUGUCUCUUUGAUCUUCCUGCUUAUCGUGUCGUCAUAAAGCUUUUUGUAGCGCUGGAUGACCUAUCUAGGGCUGUAAGGUAUUUUUCAAGACUUAAGGAGGCAGGUUUUUCUCCUACAUAUGAUAUAUACCGGGACUUGAUGAUAAUGUACAUGGUAUCUGGGAGACUGUCUAAAUGCAGGGAUGUCUGUGAGGAGGCAGAGAUGGCAGGAUUCAAGUGGGAGAAACGAAUAACGUCACAGUUGCUGCAACUUGAAAGAGAAAGGAGAUUGGUUGCUUAAAUCUCCUUUGAUUUUGUCCUUCAAUCUAUUUGUUGAAAUUUAAUAUGGUGAUGGUGUCAUCACCAGAGCUGGUGAAAGAAGUGCUCUACACUCAGGGAAUAGUGUUCGGGUCUUGGACCCAGAAUGUGUUGUUCGAUGUCGGGCAAAGGACAGGACGUGGUGUUUGUUCCUCAUACAAAGUAUUUCAUAUAUAAGUGCAUUGUGUUUAUCUGUUUUUUUAUAUUUAAUUUCUGAUUUCAUGGAUCAUGUAUUGAUUCUUCUGUUCACUUGGUCUUGCUACAAAGAACAUGUGUUUCCAAUUAAUUCUUCGAUGUUCAGGUACUAGAUAAGGUAGUCUUCUUUAUUGAUUCAUCGUUUGAUUUCUGGUUUACAUAUAGCAAUAGAGGAAGAGAGACAUAGCCCGCUUUCUCUGGAUCUACGUUAUGUUAACCUCAACAAAUCAAAAUGCAAUUCACUGAAAAAUGAUCAUAAAAAAUGUGUAGAUAUAUUAAGCAAGUAAUAGGAGAUUCGAGGAGUCUGUCAUGGUUUUUAAUUGCUGUUGCCAUCUGUAUGUUCUCUUAUUUUCUUUUUCCUUUCAGAUUAAUAUAUUCUUUUGUUUACAUUUUCAUCCCUUUUUUUUUAAAAAAAAUUUCGUUAGUUUUCCUUACUACUGUUCUUCAUUUUUCUCUAACAUUCUGUUUUUUCAAAUGAUAAUUCAAGUUAUCAGAGUCUCACAAAGAAGCACAUUAAACGUGCAAUGUAACAGAAGUCUUAGUACGGUUUUCCACUUAGUUGGAGUGCACAUUCUAGCUUCCACUCCAUUAAUUAUCAUGAAUCAUGCGACAACAAACUUUCUUGAGCAGGAUCUGUUCUGUAGGUUCUUACCUCUGUCCUUGAGAUAUAGGUAGACAGAUGAGUAAGGCAACAUACCGCAACAAGGCCAAUCUUUACUGAACUUUCAAGAUUGAUGAUAGAUGAAUCACUGGCAUUGAAUCGUUCUUGGUUUUUUUACUGACACAGAGUCACAGAUUGAGAGUUUAAAGCAAUCACUUUGAAGAAGAAAGUUAGGAAUUGCCGUUACAUAGUAAGGUUCUCCUUGCUUUUGCGAAACACGUGCAUUGCUUAAGGUUUGUCAUCUGGACUCUGCUACUCGCAUUUAGUAUAUCUAUUACGAAUGUUCUCUGUACUGAAAUAAGUGGAGGAAAAGUGGAAAACAUAGGCAAUUGACUGCAUGUCUAUGCUAAUUCUGGUACAACAGAGAUAAAUGUUCACUUAAAAAUGUAAAGUGGUAGAUAAAGGGACAAGUGUUAGCCAUCCAAGGUGUUUUAAUUUAUUUGUCGCCUUUCUUGCUGGGAUGUAAGCUUUGCUCAAAUUAGUUGAGUAUACGGUGAUGCAAAAGUGGGAGGAUUCCACGACAUUCUAAACAAUGGGGUUUUUCCACUCAGCCCUGGUGAUCCUUAUAAUGAUUCCGUGACAAUUGUGUGUUGGGAGUUAAUGGAGAUGGCCAUUAAAACCUUUCUCGUUAGUUUGUGUCUCUCAAAUGGAAUUUUCUAUUGGCUGGAAUAUUCAGAUAGGUUGAUUUGUCCCUUCUGUUACUGAAUCUUGGAAGCUGUUAUUCGGUCCAAAAGGUUAAAGAAUCCUGUCAUUAUAUGCUCCAUCAAGUGAAUCCCAAGCUCUAUCUCAUGAAUGGAUAUUGUAUUGAAUAAUAUGUGGCUGAUGAAGGCAAGGAUUUACAGAAAGAAGGAAAAUCACCUGCCACUCUGCAUUGAAAUUGUCCUUUUGUUGCCAUCUAACUGUUUCAUAUUUCUUGCAAACUUCCCCCCAGUAUCUCAUGCAGGUUCACUUUGGUUUGGUGCCGAUACCAAGAAUUGGCUCUGAGGAAGGUAUUUUCUUUGUGAUCAUAUUCAUACGUAGUUAGAGGUUUGAGAGUAUGACUGUUAUAGCAAGAAUAUUUGUGUUUUCUUUACUCUUAAGACUUUCUCCUGGCUAGAAACGCAUAAUCAUGAGUAUGGAAAGAUUAAAUUGAAUGCUUAUUUUGUAAUUUGUACAA
Messenger RNA from Tripterygium wilfordii, 3717 nucleotides. RefSeq names its product pentatricopeptide repeat-containing protein At2g01860. The transcript is spliced from 2 exons. The coding region runs from base 183 to 1688 and encodes 501 amino acids. The record is from RefSeq and is a predicted model, not a curated record. NCBI's taxonomy places the organism in Eukaryota, Viridiplantae, Streptophyta, Magnoliopsida, Celastrales, Celastraceae. Gene Ontology annotation, molecular function: protein binding.